UAGGCGGGUAACGUAUACGUCGGCGCAGGAAGGUGUUUUUGUGCUGCAGUUUUUGGUUGCGUAGAGUCGAUUAUUAAGGAGUUUUUGUGUCAAUACUUUUAUUUCUAUAGUGGUAAAGAUGUUGUAAUACAUGGUUCGGAUGGGAAAAUAAUAAUUGGCUCGCGGUUUCGAAGAAACGCGUGGCUUUGAGGUGGACAGGUACAAUGGGGAGCCAUUUGAAGGAGGAUUUGCAUAGCCUGCCUGACUAUGAAAAUGAAGAGGAUGAAGACUUUCCCCCUCUGUCUCCACACCACUCCCCGGGUCAAAGUGGCGGGGAUGUGGAUCUCUUUGCCAAUGGUGAACAGACUGGGGAGAUUUCUAAACUGGAUGAAGCUCCAGUUGCUAAGAGAAGAGCUGUGAAGCGACCACAACCAAAAUUAGACUCCCAGAGGCUAAUUUCUGAAAGAGGUCUUCCUCUACUUCGAACUCUGUUUGAUAAUGUCAAAUUCAAGGGCAAAGGCAACGAGGCUGAAGACUUAAAGCUGCUGAUGCAGCAUAUGGAGCACUGGGCACACCGCCUCUACCCAAAGCUGCAGUUUGAAGAUUUUAUUAAUAAACUUGAAGUUCUGGGAAACAAAAAAGAGGUACAGACUUGUCUCAAACGAAUCAGAAUGGACAUGCCUCUGACACAUGAAGAUUUCAUUACAAAACCUGACGAGGAUGCACCAAAUGCUAGCCAGUUACCUGAAGAGCCAGAUCCUUUCCUUACCUCGACUCCCAUGACGGCACCAGUCCACUCUACUCCCAUGGGAAGCAGCACACUGACGGAUGAGCAGCGCCAAAGAAUUGAGCACAAUAAACAGCUAGCAAUGGAGCGGAGACUGCUCAGGCUACAGCAGGCAGCCUCAACUCAGGACCAGAGUGGUUCCACCCUAGAAACAGCCCAAGACUUCCCAGAAGACAGAGACGCUGAGAGUGAUGAAGAGGUGGGGACCCCGAGUAUGGAACAUGCAGUCCCUCUGGCAGAGGAGCACGUAAGCAAAAGAGAACCUGAACGAAGUGAGGGGGUGGCAUGGCUGGAGGAGCCAGAGGAUGGCCACAUUUAACUUUUGGUUUUCACAGUCCAACAAUAAUGACUUCUUACAUUUACAAUGUAUGGUUCUGUUUUAAUGAAAAACUGCAAUAUUUUCUGAAACUUUAUUAA
This is a messenger RNA of Erpetoichthys calabaricus (reedfish), 1183 nucleotides long. RefSeq names its product timeless interacting protein (gene tipin). Gene Ontology annotation, biological process: DNA replication checkpoint signaling; replication fork processing; DNA damage response. Gene Ontology annotation, cellular component: nucleus; replication fork protection complex. Lineage: Eukaryota; Metazoa; Chordata; Cladistia; Polypteriformes; Polypteridae. Gene Ontology annotation, molecular function: DNA binding. Bases 204 to 1085 code for a protein of 293 amino acids. The record is from RefSeq and is a predicted model, not a curated record. The transcript has 8 exons.